Molecule: messenger RNA, 7156 nt
Organism: Pollicipes pollicipes
Lineage: Eukaryota; Metazoa; Arthropoda; Thecostraca; Pollicipedomorpha; Pollicipedidae
Product: twitchin-like
Exons: 29
Coding region: 100-6882 (2260 amino acids)
Biological process (GO): protein phosphorylation
Molecular function (GO): protein kinase activity; protein binding; ATP binding
Source: RefSeq, a predicted model, not a curated record
GCUGAGAACCAGCACGGCAUCUCGGAGCCCUGCGAGACAAGCGAGCCUAUUCGGGCCCGCCAUGCGUUCGACGUGCCGGGCGCGCCAGGAGCGCCUCAGAUGGUGACCACGUCCGAGGACUCGGUGACACUGCGCUGGCAGCUGCCCAAGCACAACGGAGGCUCGCCCAUCACCGGCUACCUGCUGGAGCGCCGCGUGCCCGGCGAGGGAUGGGUGAAGGCCUGUCACGCCACCAUCCCGGGCGUCGAGUUCAAGGUCAUGAACCUGACAGAGGGCACCGACUACGAGUUCCGCGUGUCUGCUAAGAACGCGGCCGGCCAGGGUCCCUGGAGCGGCCCGUCCGACCCCAUCAAGGCCCAGUCACCUCCCAGCGCUCCGAAGAUCACUUCGGAUCUGGCGAUCCGCGACAUGACGGUGCGCGCCGGCGAGCCGUUCACCAUCUCAGUGCCGUUCACCGCGUCGCCGCGGCCGAAGCCCACCUGGACGGUCGGAGGCGAUGAGAUCUUCCCCGACGAGCGGAUUAGAUUCGACACCAGUGACACCGAGAGCAUCCUGAGCAACAAGCGGGCCAAGCGCUCCGACCAGGGCAGCUACACCAUCAAGCUGACGAACCCGGUCGGCUACGACACGGCCACGUGCCGCGUCCAGGUGGUCGACAAGCCGACCGCCCCCCAGGGACCGCUCGACAUAUCGGAUAUCACACCAGAGACCUGCUCUCUGUCCUGGAGAGCGCCGCUGGACGAUGGCGGUUCGCCGAUCACAAACUACUCGGUCGAGAAGAUGGACAUCAACACAGACGUGUGGAACAAGGCGUGCAGCUUUGUGCGCGGCUGCAACUACGUCGUGAUGGGCCUGGAGCCGAACAAGAAGUACCUGUUCCGCGUGCGCGCUGAGAACCAGUACGGCCUCUCGGAGCCGCUCGAUUCUUCGGAGCCGAUCACGGCCAAGUUCCCCUUCAACGUGCCGGACGCGCCGGGCAAGCCCAAGGUGCUCGACGUCACGCCCAGCUCGGCCAAGCUCAUGUGGGAGCGGCCGGCCUCCGAUGGCGGCUCCAAGAUCCAGGGCUACAAGCUGGAGAUGCGCGACGUCACCGAGGAGCAGUGGCGCGACUGCAACGACUACCUGGCGCGCGACACCGUCCACCAGGUCAACGGUCUGCCCGAGGGCCGCGAGUACGAGUUCCGCGUCAAGGCCAAGAACGCGGCCGGCUUCAGUCGACCGUCGGCACCCAGCCCGCGCGUGCACCUGCGCGCCAAGCGUGGCGUGCCGGCGGCGCCGGGCACGCCACAGGUGACCAAGGUCACGCGCAGCUACGUCGACCUCAAGUGGGAGCCGCCGGCGUUCGACGGCGGCAGCCGCGUUACCGGCUACGUGGUGGAGAAACGCGAGGUCGGCCACCCCUACUGGAUUCGCUGCAGCGAGUACAACGUGCCCGACUGCGAGUUCUCGGCCAUCAACCUGAAGGAGGGCGGCGACUACGAGUUCCGCGUGAGCGCCGUGAACUCGGCCGGCCGUGGCGAGCCGGCACAGUGCAUCGCGCCGGUGCGCGUGCAGGAAGUGGUCGGCGGCCGGGCCCCCGAGUUCGUCAAGUCGUUGAUGAACACGGGCGCCGGUCUGAUGCGGCCACUCACGCUGGAGUGCCAGGCCAUCGGCACGCCGAUGCCUGGCGCGCGCUGGCUGCGCAACGGCCGCGUGGUGAACACGGACCUGGAGCGCGUGCAGGCGGAGGAGGCGGACGGCGUGUUCCGGCUGGUGUUCAGCGAGGUGUGGGCCUCCGACGACGGCGAGUACGCCUGCCAGGCAGGCAACGUCAUCGGCCAGGCCACCACCACCUGCCGCCUGCGCGUCGGAACUCCCCCGAGGAUUGACAAGGUGCCGAACGACAUGUACCUGCCCGAGGGCGACAACGCCAAGAUCAAGAUCUACUUCUCCGGCGAUCAGCCGAUGGACGUGUCGCUCUUCCACGCCGGCAAGGAGGUGGAGGACAACCACCACGUCAGGUACACCGUCUUCGACGACUACCUCAUCAUCUUCAUCAAGGAGGUGCAGAAGGCGGACGCUGGCCAGUAUCAGCUGAAGGUGAAGAAUGACAGCGGGGAGGUGUCGGCGACCUUCAACGUGUACAUCACGGGCCUGCCGGGCCCGCCGCUGGGCCCGCUGAAGCCGAGCGAAAUCACCAAGCACACGUGCACGCUUUCGUGGCAUCCACCGGCCUUCGAUGGCGGCGCACGCGUCACGCACUACGUGGUGGAGCGGCGUGACAUUGCGCACGACCACUGGGUGGUGGCGUCCACCACCUGCAAGGAUACGUCGUUCAUCGUCCAGGGCCUAACCGAGAACCAGGAGUACCUGUUCCGCGUGAUGGCCGCCAACCAGAACGGCAUGGGCCCGCCGCUGGAGGGUCUGAACCCGGUGAAGGCACGCUCGCCCUAUGACCUGCCCUCGGCGCCGGGCGUGCCGACCGUCAAGGAGGUGGGCGGUGACUUCGUCAACCUCAGUUGGGAGCGGCCCGAGAAGGACGGCGGCGCCAGGAUCCAGGGCUACUGGAUCGAGAAACGCGAGACCGGCACACCCAACUGGCUCAAGGUUAACCAGGUUCUCUGCACGACGCCCCAGAUCAACAUCCCCAACCUGGUGGAGGACCGGCAGUACGAGUUCCGCGUGUUCGCCGUCAACGAGGCCGGCCCGAGCGAGCCCUCGACGGCCAGCUCGUCGGUCAAGAUCCGCGACCCGCACGCGGCCACUCCUCCGGAGAUUAUUCAACCGCUGAAGAACGUGAUGGCGCUCCAGAACAAGUCAGCCACCCUCGAGUGCAAGAUCACGGGCAGUCCCAAGCCCAAGAUCACCUGGUACAAGGGCAACCGCGAGAUCUUCAGCGGCGGCAAGUACUACAUGGACAAGGACGGCGACACGUACUUCCUGGACAUACGAGACGUGUACGGCGAGGACGCCGACGACUACAGCUGCCGCGCCCACAACCCCGGCGGCCACAAGUCCACCCGCGCCUCCCUCACCAUCAAGACCGCGCCCAAGAUCAACGUACCGCCUCGGUUCCGCGAUACGGCCUUCUUCGAGAAGGGCGAGAACAUCGUCAUCAAGGUGCCGUUCACGGGCAACCCCAAGCCACGCUGCACGUGGACCAAGGAUGGCGAGGUCAUCGAGAAGGGCGCUCACUUCGACGUGGAGACCACGGACCGACACGCCAUUAUCACGAUCCGCGACGUGGACCAGAUGGACAACGGACCGUAUCGGUUGGUGGCCGAGAACGAGCUCGGCGCCGACUCCUGCAUCAUCAAGGUCCAGAUCGCAAACCAUCCUGACUCGCCGCGGUACGUGAUCGCCGAGAAAGCCACGCACAACUCGUGCAUCGUCACCUGGAAGCCUCCCACAUGGGACGGCGGCAGCAACGUCACCAACUACGUCAUCGAGAAGCGCGAGCACCCCAUGUCCACAUGGAUCCGGUGCGCCAACACCAGGUUUACCGUGCACGAGGCGCAGGGCCUGACCCCCGGCCAGACGUACUCGUUCCGCGUGAUCGCCGAGAACAUCUACGGUCGCUCGGCACCCAGCGACGAGUCGACGCCCAUCACCACGCGCGACGUCACCAAGAAGAAGGAGCAGAAGCGCAAAUACGAGGUGGACGAGAACGGCAAGAGGAUCCGCGGCCGCGCCGACAAGCCGGUGGACAACUAUGACCAGUUCGUGUUCGACAUCCACGCCAAGCACGUGCCGCAGCCGGUGGACAUCAAGCACGACAGCGUGUACGACCACUACGACGUGCUGGAGGAGAUCGGCACGGGCGCGUUCGGCGUCGUGCACCGCUGCCGCGAGCACGCCACGGGCCACAUCUUCGCCGCCAAGUUCAUCCCCAUCAGCCACCCGAUCGAGAAGGAGCUGAUCAAGAAGGAGAUCGAUAUCAUGAACCAGCUGCACCACCCGAAGCUGAUCAACCUGCACGAUGCCUUUGAGGACGACGAUGAGAUGGUGCUCAUCUAUGAGUUCCUGUCGGGUGGCGAGCUGUUCGAGCGUAUCACCGCGCCCGGCUACACCAUGUCAGAGGCCGAAGUCAUCAACUACAUGCGACAGGUCUGCGAGGCCGUCAAGCACAUGCACGAGAAGAAUAUUCUACAUCUGGACGUCAAGCCGGAGAACAUUAUGUGCCAGACGUCCAAGUCGACCAACGUCAAGCUGAUCGACUUCGGCCUGGCCACCAAACUCAACCCCAACGAGCUGGUCAAGAUCUCGACGGGCACGGCCGAGUUCGCCGCGCCCGAGAUUGUGGAGCGCGAACCGGUCGGCUUCUACACGGACAUGUGGGCCGUCGGCGUGCUUGGAUACGUCCUCCUGUCCGGCCUCUCGCCGUUCGCCGGCGAGACGGAUGUCGAGACCCUGAAGAACGUCAGGGCCUGCGACUGGGACUUCGACCGCGAGGCGUUCGCCAACGUCUCCGAUGAGGGCAAGGACUUCAUCCGCAAGCUUCUGCUGAAGGCCAAGGACAAGCGUCUGACUGCGCACGAGUGCCUGGAGCACCCGUGGCUGAAGGGCGACCUGACCGGCCUGGACGCGCCCAUCGACAGCUCGCGCUACACGCCCAUGCGCGACCGCAUCCGCGCCCGCUACGAGGGCUGGGGCGGCUACCCGCUGCCGAUGGGCCGACUGGCCAACUACUCCAGCUUGCGCCAACUGCAGAUGGACCGCUACAAGAUCCACGAGGUCAAUGUGGACCGGCUGCAGGCGGCCCCGCGCUUCGUCAUUCGUCCCAUGUCGGCGUUCGCCUACGAGGGCCAGUCGGUCAAGUUCACCUGCCGCGUCAUCUCGCUGGCGCCGCCCACGGUCACGUGGUACCGCGACAACAUGGAGCUGCGCCAGUCGGUCAAGUACAUGCGCCGCUACCAGGGCGACGACUACACCUUCGUCAUCAACCGCGUCAAGCUGUCGGACCGCGGCGAGUACAUGAUCCGCGCCGAGAGUCACUACGGCUUCCGCGAGGAGCCUGUCUUCCUGAACGUGCAGGCGCUGGCGCGCGAGCUGCCGCGCCGCCAGGAGUCGCAGCAGCCGGUGCGCCGCCGCCAGCCAGUGCCCAGCUACCAGCGCACCUGGGACAAGGAGGCCGACCACGCGCCGCUCUUCAGCUUCCAGCUGCGUCCGCGUGUCAUGCAGAUGGGCCAGACGUGCAAGCUGCUCUGCUGCCUGUCCGGCAAGCCGGCGCCCACGGUCAAAUGGUACAGAGGCGACCAGGAGCUGAGUCGCGGCGAGUACAACAUCACCAACGCCGACGGCGUGGUCACGCUCGAGAUCGGCAACUGUCAGCCGGAGGAUUCCGGGAAGUACCGCUGCGUGGCCACCAACGCGCUCGGCACCGCGGAGACCUCCUGCGUCAUCAUCGUUGAAGUGCCGAAGUAUCGACGCUACCUGUCGAGCGCGGCGUCCUCCCACCCGACCACCAACGGCAUCUCGUCGCACAAGUUCUCUUCGGCGUACAAGUCCGACGCCACCGGAUACAAGUCCGAGUUUAAGUCGGAGUUCAAGUCCUCGCAUUCGUCGUCACACCAGAGUUCUUCGUAUCAGUCGAGCAGCAUGACAUCGUCCAACAUGGCAUCUAGCGGCAGCCGCUUCAAGUCUGGCUUCGACACCGGCCUGACGAGGUCCGGCUUCGACACCGGCCUGACGAGGACCGGCUUCGACUCCGGACUGCGGUCCGGCUACGACUCCGGACUGCGGUCCGGCUACGAAACGGGCCUGCGCUCAGGGUUCGACUCCGGUCGGCGAUCUGGCUUCGAGUCGGAGUUCACCAAGUCCAGUCUGGACUCGGCACCGGCGCCGAAGGCCGAGCCAACCGAGAAACGUGUGCUGAAGCCAUACGGCAAGACGCUGUCGGGCAGCUCCACCCGCUCCCGCUCGGCCACCAAGGAGCUGGAGAUUCCGCCCGACGACUCGCUCAUGCACGCGCCCGUCUUCGACGACAAGAUGCCGGCGACGCUGGCGGUGCGCGACGGCGCGUCGCUGGCUCUGCACUGCCAGGUGCACGGCGACCCCGACCCCAAGAUCGCCUGGAGCAAGAACGGCGAGCUGCUUAGCUCAUCGGCCGCUGUCGACCUCAAGUACCGGCAGGGCGUGGCGUCGCUCGCCAUCGCCGAGGUGUUCCCCGAGGACGAGGGCGCCUACGAGUGCCGCGCCUACAACUCGAUGGGCGAGGUCACCACCACCUGUCAAGUGACCGUCACCCCUGCUCCGGCGCCCGUGAAAGCCAAGGAGAGCGUGCCGCUGAAGAGCGCCGGCGGCGAGGAGGAGCCGCCCCGCGUGCUGGAGCACCUGCGGUCGAUGGUGGUGAAGGACGGAGAGGCCGUCACUCUGUCCUGCCGAUUGACGGGAACGUCCAAGUUUGAGGUGGUGUGGCUUCACAACGACAAGGAGAUCAAGCCGUCUAAGGACUUCGAGUACGACAGCGUAGGCGAUAUGUAUCGCCUGAAGAUCGCCGAGAUCUUCCCCGAGGACUCGGGCGCCUACACGUGCGAGGCCUUCAACGACGCCGGAGAGAGCUUCUCCUCCUGCACCUUGGUCGUCCUCGUGCCGAACGAGGAGAUGAAGCAGCCUGCCUUCAAGACAUUCCCCGUUUCGGCGACGGUGGCCGAAGGGCAGGCGGCCCACUUCGCCUUCACGUUAGAGAAGCCGGCCACCAAAGUGACGUGGUGCAAGGACGGCAAGCCUCUGGACGACACCAACAGCCGGCUGAAACUGGGCGGGGAGGGGACCAGCCACCAGCUGGAUGUGACCGCCUGUGCCGCCAACGACGUCGGCCAGUACUCGGUGAAGGCGCAGGCGGCAGGCGGCGACGAGACGGUGGCCAACUUCUCCCUUAACGUCACCGCCAAACAAAAUUAACGCCGCGUACCAGACUGUCCCCUCUACCGAACGACCCCCGACUUGGCAAGUGCAGGGCGAGCUGCGCCCCCAGCGGCGUCGGCGGCAGCCCAAGCCUGCGAGCGUGCGAACGACCGCGCCGAGUGUAUAUAACGCGCAAUAAUCCUGCGUGCGCGGCCCCGGCCGGACGGUUUGCGUUGGAGUCCAGUCUCACAACUAGCGACGGCCACACGGCGCGUGUGAAAACAGCUGCGGGAUUGUUCUAGUCGAGUUUAGAUAGCCGUGAGAGAAGGUC